AUGGAUACGAAUCGAGUCGGCACUAAUUCCGAGUGUGAUACGAUAUGCAUUGGCCGUGAAGACGAUCGGAUAAGUCGAUUGCCCGACGAAGUCCUCGUCGAAAUCCUAUCUUCCCUAUCCCUAAAGGAAUCCGCGUGCACGAGCGUUCUCUCGUCUCGUUGGACGAACUUGUGGAAACACACCACUCGUCUCUACCUAGACAUGGACGGUGGGUCGUCGUCGUGGGGUAAGACGAAACACUUUAAGUUCCGGCCAGUUUUAAUGAGACGCAACACGAGUUGCAAAUACGUGCGCUGGGUGGACCGAGUCCUCGAAUCGCACAAAUGCAUCGUCUUGAAAGAAUUCGCAAUCUGUUCUUAUCUAGGGUUACAACACGAGGAGCCAAUCACUCGAUGGCUCGAGUAUGCGUUCGCCCGACAAGUUCGGAGCCUCGAGUUGAACCUCGAACCUUGCUACGACGACCCCAUGUACGGUCUCCCUAGGGAUCUUCUCGUCGCGGAGGGUUCCCAAUUCAAGUCAAUCGAAGCGUUGAAUUUUAAAGACCACUUGGAGAUAGUUUUCUGCCGGAAUUUGAAAUCGUUUCGAGUUUCCACGCCGAGGCUUGCGCGUUUCUGGGUCGCGACGUACGACGGAUUGUUGAUUGGGAACUUGCCGAUGCUGGUCGAGAUUCGUACUCAGUGUAGAGACGAUGACGUUCGCUUGGGACAUUUGUUUUCGACACUUUCGACCAGUUCGCGAUUGGAGACUCUUCGUCUGAGGCUGCUCCAAUCACCGGAAAUGCAUGAGCUGCACAAUCUUUCUCUACUGCCUAAACUGAAGAAGAUGGUCAUAGAAUAUAUUGAAGAUGGCCGCCGAAAUAUUUUUCGACUCUCUGAUUUGAUAAGGGCAUCGCCUUUCUUAGAGGAAUUUGUUCUAAAGUAUAAAUGUGCGUAUAUUCCGAAUAACGAAGUGGAGGAGGCUAUAGUGUCGUCUCCACACCACCACCUUAAGGUGGUGAAAUUUUCCGGAGGUUUUGGUCGGACUAAUUAUCUUCGAUUUGUCGACUACAUUUUGGAGAACUGUCUUGUGCUUGAGAAAGUAAUUGUCGAUCCGUGUUCCGGAACAUUGAACCUUAUGCUUGAUAGUACAAAUUUCGAAGAAAAUGUAAGAAAGAAAGCAAAGCAACACUUUGAAGCACGAGUUCCUCAGCACAUUGAAUUGGUUUUUCUUUAA
Erythranthe guttata (spotted monkey flower) is the source of this 1212-nucleotide messenger RNA. The record is from RefSeq and is a predicted model, not a curated record. NCBI's taxonomy places the organism in Eukaryota, Viridiplantae, Streptophyta, Magnoliopsida, Lamiales, Phrymaceae.